Coregonus sp. 'balchen' is the source of this 5672-nucleotide messenger RNA. The record is from the annotation of a GenBank genome assembly. Lineage: Eukaryota; Metazoa; Chordata; Actinopteri; Salmoniformes; Salmonidae.
UCACUCUCUUGGAAGAGCUCUAAUUCCGGAAGCCAUGGCUAACAGAGGACCCAGUUACGGGCUGAGUAGGGAGGUUCAGGAGAAGAUAGACCAGAAGUAUACUCUGGACCUGGAGGCCAGACUGGUGGACUGGAUCAUCUUGCAGGUUGGGGGGGACAUAGAACGACCAGAGCCUGGGAGACUAAACUUCCAGAGCUGGCUCAAGGAUGGAACAGUGAGUCUCUGACACAAACUCUGGUUGACGUAACCUUAUGCAUGUCUUCAUUAUUCUAAACCUAACUCUUAAAACACAUAUACAGAUCAUCUCAGACUCUAAUUCACCAUGGUCAUAAUAGGCCAUAUUUGAUAGCCUUUGCUAUUAUGGGGUUUCUUCUCCUGGUCCAACCACUGCCACCCCUAAUGCUAGGUGGGUGUAGGCCGGUUGUAUUCUGUCAUUCCAUUAUUUCAUCUCUCGUUGCAGAUUCUUUGUAGGCUCAUUAACAGCCUCUAUCCCCCUGGUCAAGAGCCCAUAAAGAAGAUCCCAGAGACAAAGAUGGUCUUCAAGCAGAUGGAGAAGAUCUCACAGUUCCUGCAGGCAGCUGAAGCUUAUGGGGUGAUCACCGGGGACCUUUUCCAGACCGUGGACCUAUGGGAAGGUACAGCUCUUCUAAUACAGUAGUGACUCCACUCCACCAUACACUCACAUGCAGCAACCGGUUAGUCCUUAUGAUAGAUAACUUCAGGUAUGUGCCAUGUAUGUGAAUAUAGCCUUUCAAUAUAAAAUAACUUACUUUGUCAAAUCAUACAUUUAUUUUCUACAAAAACAAAUUUUUAUUAUAACCAAUGAGGGAACAACAUGGACUACAGGAGACCGCAGAGAGAGCACUCCCCCAUCCACAUCGACAGAGCCGCAGUGGAGAGGGUCAAAAGCUGCAAGUUCCUCGGCGUGCACAUCACUGAAGACCUGAAAUGGUCCCUUCACACAGACAGCGUGGUGAAGAAAGCUCAACAGCACCUCUUCAACCUCAGGAGAAUGAAGAAAUGUGUCUUGGCCACUAAGACCCUCACAAACUUCUACAGAUGAGGGUGAUGCGGUCAGCCCAACGCAUCACCGGGGGCACACUGCCUGCCCUCCAGGGCAUCUACAGCACCCAGUGUCAAAGGAAGGCCAAGAAGAUCAUCAAGGACCUCAGCCACCCGAGCCACUGCCUUUUCACCCUUCUACCAUCUAUCUAGAAGGCGGAGACAGUUCAGGUGCAUCAAAGCUGUGAUGAAAGACUGAGAAAACAGCUUCUAUCUCCAGGCCAUCAGACUGUUAAACAGUCACCACUAGCCGGCCUCCACCCAGUACCCUGCCCUGAACCUUAGUCACUGUUACUAGCCGGCUACCACCUGGUACUCUACCCUGCACAUUAGAGACUGCUGCUGUAUGUCCAUAGUCAUUGAACACUGGACACUUUAAUCAUGUUUACAUACUGUUUUACCCACUUCAUAAGUAUAUAUACUGUAUUCUAGUAUUCUAUAACUACUGCUGUACACACCUUUUCUAUUCAUAUACUGUCCAUACAGUCUAUAGACACCAUUAUAUACAGUGCAUUCGGAAAGUAUUCCCUUAACUUUUUUCCACAUUUUGUUACGUUACAGCCUUAUUCUAUAAUGGAUUAAAUUAUUUUUCCCCUCAUCAAUCUACACACAAUACCCCAUAGUGACAAAGGGAAAACAGAUUUUUAGAUUUUUAGCCAAAAAAUAUAAAACAGAAUGCCUUAUUUACAUAAGUAUUCAGACCCUUUGCUAUGAGACUCGAAAUUGAGCUCAGUUGCAUCCUGUUUCCAUUGAUAAUCUUUGAGAUGUUUCUACAACUUGAUUGGAGUCCACCUGUGGUAAAUUCAAUUGAUUGGACAUGAUUUGGAAAGACACACACCUGUCUAUAUAAGGUACCACAGUUGACAAUGCAUGUCAGAGCAAAAACAAAGCCAUGAGGUCAGGGAAUUGUCCGUAGAGCUCUGAGACAGGAUUGUGUCGAGGCACAGAUCUGGGGAAGGGUACCAAAAAAUGUCUGCAGCAUUGAAUGUCCCCAAGAACACAGUGGCCUCCAUCAUUCUUAAAUGGAAUACGUUUUGAACCACCAAGACUCUUCCUAGAGCUGGCUGCCUGGCCAAACUGAGCAAUCGGGGGAGAAGGGCCUUGGUCAGGGAGAUGACCAAGAACCCGAUGGUCACUCUGACAGAGCUCCAGAAUUCCUCUGUGGAAAUGGGAGAACCUUCCAGAAGGACAACCAUCUCUGCAGCACUCCACCAAUCAGACUUUUAUGGGAGAGUGGCCAGACGGAAGCCACUCCUCAGUAAAAGGCACAUGACAGCCCGCUUGAGUUUGCCAAAAGGCACCAAAGGACUCUUAGACCAUGAGAAACAAGAUUCUCUGGUCUGAUGAAACCAAGAUUGAACUCUUUGGCCUGAAUGCCAAGCAUCACGUCUAGAGGAAACCAGGCACCGCUCAUCACCUGGCCAAUACCAUCCCUACGGUGAAGCAUGGUGGUGGCAGCAUCAUGCUGUGGGGAUGUUUUUCAGCGGCAGGGACUGGGAGACUAGUCAGGAUCGAGGGAAAGAUUAAUGGAGCAAAGUACAGAGAGAUCCUUGAUGAAAACCUGCUCCAGAGCGCUCAGGACCUCAGACUGGAGCAAAGGUUCACCUUCCAAUGGGACAACGACACUAAGCACACAGCCAAGACAACGCAGGAGUGGCUUCGGGACAAGUCUCUGAAUGUCCUUGAGUGGCCCAGCCAGAGCCAGGACUUGAACCCGAUGAAACAUCUCUGGAGAGACCUGAAAAUAGCUGUGCAGCAACGCACGCCAUCCAACCUGACAGAGCUUGAGAGGAUCUGUAGUGAAGAAUGGGAAAAACUCCCCAAAUAGAGGUGUGCCAAGCUUGUAGCAUCAUGCCCAAAAAGACUUGAGAAUGUAAUCGCUGCCAAAGGUGCUUCAACAAAGUACUGAGUAAAGGGUCUGAAUACCUAUUUAAAUGUGAUAUUUCAGUUUUUAUUUGUUAUACAUUUGAAAAAUGUAUAAAAACCUUUUUGCUUUGUCAUUAAUGGGUAUUGUGUGUAGAUUGAUGAGGAGGAAAAAAACAUUUAACCCUUUUUUCAAUUUUCAUCUGAAAUGAUAUAUCCAAAUCUAACUGCCUGUAGCUCAGGACCUGAAGCAAGGAUAUGCAUAUUCUUGAUACCAUUUGAAAGGAAAAACUUUGAAGUUUGUGGAAAUUUGAAAUUAAUGUAUAACACAUUAGAUCUGGUAAAAGAUAAUACAAACCAAAAAACAUGUGUUUUCUAAAUAUAAAUGUUUACAGCAUCUUUGAAAUGCAAGAGAAAGGCCACAAUAUAAUAUUGCAGUUUAGGCGCAAUUUAGAUUUUGGCCACUAGAAAGCAGCAGUGUGUGCAAAGUUUCAGAUUGAUCCAGUGAAACGUUGCAAUACUGGACUAUUUUGUAUGAAGUCUGCCCAAGUGUGCAGAAUUGGUCAGUUGAUACAUUUUCAAGUACAUAACAAUAGAGAACAUACAAAAAUGAUAUGGUAAUACAAAAUGUAAGUUUACACAUUCCCAGGAAUGUCAUACAUGAUGGAUCAUUAGCUUAUACACUAACUUUCACCCAUCUAGAUGGCCGGGCGGGGUGGGUGUGGAGCCAGAGACAGCAGAGGUUCAAACUGUAGAAUAUUUUUGAAUAUAAAAAUGGAUUUUAUCGAACAAAACUAUGCUACAUUUUAUCUCUAGGACCCUUAGGAUGACAAAUCAGAGCAAGAUUACUGAAUGUAAAUACAUUAUUUACCUUCAGAGGUGAAUGUAUCAAACCAGUUGCCGUGAUACAUUUUUUUUGUUGUGCACUCUCCUCAAACAAUAGCAUGGUAUUUUUUCACUGUAAUAGCUACUGUAAAUUGGACAGUGCAGUUAGAUUCACAAGAAUUUAAGCUUGUCCUGGAAAGUUUGCUGUUACUUACAACAGUCAUGCUAAUCACAUUAGCGCACGUUAUCUCAACCGUCCCGUAUACGGGACACCGAUAAGGCUGCAAUGUAACAAAAUGUGGAAAAAGUUAAGGGGUCUGAAUACUUUCCGAAUUAUAUAUAUAUACAGUACCAGUUAAAAGUUUGGACACACAUUCAAGGGUUUUUCUUUAUUUUUACUAUUUUCAUAGUUUUGAUGUCAUAGUUUUUAUGUAUAUAUAUAUAUAUAUGUAUUUGUAUAAAUGAUAUGUAUAUAUAUAUAUAUUUAUAUUCUGGUCUCUGACAAUGCUUGUUCUGAUAUUUCUUAAUUUUAUUUUUCUGGAUAAUGUAUGCAUUGUUUGUUUUUUAUUGCUAGGUAUUACUGCACCGUUGGAGGUACAAACACAAGCAUUUUGCUGCACCUGCGAUAACAUCUGCAAAUCUGUGUACGCGACCAAUAAACGUUGAUUUGACCUACUAAAGCCAAAUAUGGUAUUGAAAUGUCUGUCUGGUAUUUUGCGUGACUACAGGGAAGGAUAUGGCUGCCGUGCAAAGGACCUUGUCGGCACUUGGCAGUAUGGCACUCACAACGGAUGAUGGUCAAUAUCGUGGUGAACCUGAUUGGUUUCAUAGGUGAGGAACCAAUCACGUUAGCUGUUUGUAAUGAGUUGUACAAAACAGCAAUGAUACUGUAUGUCCAUUUCUUUAUUACAUACCACUCCAAAAUGAACUAUUUACAAUGAGUCGUAUGACUUGACCCAUCCCCCCUCUCACCUGUCUGUUUAUGUAUCGGUUUGUUUACGUUUCAUUGCUGUAGGUGUAGGCUUUCCUAUCUGACUUGUAUCAGUUUGAAUCUCCUGUACAAACAUCCAUCACAGCAGGUAAUUCAACAGUUUUGUCUCCUGUGCUUUCAGGAAAGCUCAGGGAAACCGGCGGGAUUUUUCUGAGGAGCAGUUGCGUCAAGGCCGCAGACUGAUUGGCAUGCAGAUGGGCGGAAACUCGGGGGCGUCUCAGUCUGGCAUGAGGGGGUACGGCAUGCCACGCCAGAUAAUGUAAAAAUGUCAUUUGGCUCCCCUAAAUGAAUCCAAAGUUGCUCUCUCAUUAGUUCAGUGGCAGCGUGAAGUUUCCCUGAUGAUCUCGCUAUAGGGGCCCUAGUUGUAACCUCAUACUGAAAAGAGCACUAUUACAGGGCAUUACAGAUUAUGUCCUUCAAUAAGCCUUUGUGUGAGCUCACAGUGGCUCUUCUUCACUCAGUUACACAGUCAGGUGUGUCAUUUCUGUCGGAGUGGAUGUUGUUUGCGCAUCAGACGGGUGUUCAAGGUUUCUGUCAACACGAUUGUGACAUGACAGCAACUGUGCAAUUGUCCAAGAAGAAAUGUUAUUUUGAAAAGUCAUUGUAAUGAUAGUCACAAUAGUAUUAAAUUACAAUAUUCUUUAUUCAGGUAAUUUACAGCACCACUAGUCUUAUUCUUUACUACACUGUGGAAUGUGAAUGCAACGCACUACAGCCAUUUUUCUUUUUAUAGAACUACCUUCGUUGCAUGAUUUCUUUAUGAAAAAUUGUCAUGUUCAGUAUUGAAUGUUAAGUUAAAUACUUGUUAAAGUACUUAAAUUAUAUGUAUUUUUUUCUUGUUUCAUUUAUGUUACUUAAUGUACCCAGAUGUAUGAGUACUGUAUGAAAUGUCUAAUAAAAACAUGAGCUGGCGCACACCCCAAAAAGUUGG